Messenger RNA from Sardina pilchardus (European sardine), 843 nucleotides. Its product is annotated as heparan sulfate glucosamine 3-O-sulfotransferase 3A1-like. The coding region runs from base 1 to 843 and encodes 280 amino acids. The record is from RefSeq and is a predicted model, not a curated record. The transcript is spliced from 4 exons. Lineage: Eukaryota; Metazoa; Chordata; Actinopteri; Clupeiformes; Clupeidae. Gene Ontology annotation, molecular function: [heparan sulfate]-glucosamine 3-sulfotransferase activity.
AUGCGAUGGGAUGAUGGUCAACGUGUUACUUUCGACGCAACAGAUCAGGACUGGACAGCGACCAGGCGUCUUCCCCAAGCGCUCAUUAUUGGUGUGAAGAAGGGCGGGACACGCGCGCUGCUCGAGUUCCUGCGACUUCAUCCGGAUGUUCGGGCUGCGGGCUCCGAGCCCCACUUCUUCGACAGACAUUACAGCCGGGGAUUAGAUUGGUACAUGAGCCUGAUGCCCAAGGCCCUGGAGGGACAGAUCGUCAUGGAGAAGACACCUCGGUACUUUGUGUCAGCGGACAGCCCUGCCCGAGUCCACGCCAUGUCUCACGAGGUCAAGCUCAUCGUCGUGGUGCGCGACCCCAUCACUCGGGCCAUCUCCGACUACGCCCAGAUCGCGUCCAAAACGCCCGGCGUGGCCAGCUUCGAGAGCCUGUGCCUCCAGAACGGGAGUGGCGUUGGGGGCAUGGAGGUGAACUCCCAGUGGAGCCCCCUGUGGAUCGGCCUGUACGCCCGGCACCUGGAGCGCUGGCUCGCCUACUUCCCCCUGGCCCAGGUGCACGUUGUGCACGGCGAACGCCUGGUGAGCGACCCGGCGGGGGAGAUGGCGCGCGUGCAGGACUUCCUCGGCCUGGAGAGGAUCGUCACCGACAAGCACUUCUACUUCAACCAGACCAAGGGCUUCCCAUGCCUGAAGAAACCAGAGGGAAGCAGCCAGCCACAUUGCCUGGGCCUAACUAAGGGCAGAGCUCACCCCCAGGUCCGAGAGGAGGUCAUCAGGUCACUCAGGGACUUCUAUCGGCCCCAUAACCUCAGAUUCUAUAAGCUGGUGGGCCAAGACUUUGGCUGGCAGUGA